AUGUGUGCAAAUACAGCUGGCUGCUACAAGCUAAACUUUGAUUCAUCGAGCACAACAUGCACCCUUCUUGGCAAUGCUGCUACGGGAUACCUUUCUUCUUCAGCUUUCGCAUUGAAUGGGAUUGACUGCAGUGGGUCAUCUUACUCUUGGACCGACUACAAAGUCUCUAUCGGCGUAAGCGUUCUUUUUGGAACAUCAGACUCUCCCGCCGACUUACUUGCGCGCUUGAAACAAAACAACAACUUCUCCUGGACUUCCAAGAACGGGGUCACAGAUGUUCCCGAUUUGAUUUACUCGAUGUCAGUUUUCUUCGAGCCAGUCAUCACUCAGAAUACAGCCGGUCUUACAACUCCUACAGCCGAUCAAGUGUGGAUCACGUUCGAAGGUCUUAUCUACUUCCGCGAAGCUUCAACUUCUUCAAGAAAGCGCCGUCAAUCAUUUUCAAUCAACACAAUCAUCGAGACUCAAGCAGUUGCCGCAGCAAAUGAUGUUACCGAUAACGUGGACUCCGCUGGAGCGACUGUUGACGAAACAUCUGAGCCUGAGACAGUGAUUGAAGAGGUUGAGCCGGUAGUGGUUACAACAACAGAAGCACCAGCAACAACGACAACUGUAGCGCCAGGAGAAACGCCCUGCGAUUCCGGAGACAUAUCUUUACAGACAUCUGCAAAAUGCUGCCCAGAUCAUUUUGGCAUAGCUAUCCACAGCUGUGUCUUUGAGAAGUUGAAUAUGGAUCCUUCUGCUGCAUCUCUUGUCGGACAAAAUGCAGCAAGUAGCUUCAAUCCUCGAACUUCAUCAUCUACAGCGAAUACCUGCGGCGGAACAUUGAUCAAUGGAGAGUAUCACUUCGGAGAACAAGGCAAAAUCACCGAUUGCGGCAACGAAAUAGUUUCUAAUGAUACCCACAUUGUCAUAAAAAGCUCGAUUCAAGGAGUCGCUGGCGUUCAAGUUGGAAAAAUCACUCGUGAAAGAAGACUAAAAGUGGAUUUGGAGUGUGCGUUUCCUCGAGUGCUUAGAGUCAGUACUGGAUCGAGCCCAAUUAUGACAUCCUUGUUCCAUUUUGUCGCAGAUUUGGGAGAAACGAUCGGCAAUUUUGAUGUUAGCAUGGGAGUUUUCAAGGAUGCUGCCUUCAGCACGAAUUUUGCUGCUGACGAGAUCGUUUCGAUUCCCCAGCCUCUUUUUGUCAAAUCUGCGCUUGAAUCUGCUUCUGACAACUUUAAACUUCAACUCAAUCGCUGCUGGGCAACUCCAAAUGAUGACCCUCAAGAUGAAAUCUCGUAUUCCUUUGUUGAAAAUUUCUGCGGCAAUGAGGCUGAAAUCUCGGGUGAUACUUUGGAGAUCUUCGAAAACGGAGAAGAGAGUUUUGCGAGCUUCAGAUUGACUUCUUUUGAGUUCAAUGAUGCCUCAACGGUUUUCCUUCAUUGCGAUGUUAGAAUUUGCGACUCAAGCAUUGAAAAUUGCGUUCCGAACUGUUCUUCAAGAAGAAAACGAAGAUCAAUCGAUGAUGAAAAUUAUCAUACUAUCACUUCUGGUCCUAUUCAAGUGUUCUCCCCUUGA
Oikopleura dioica is the source of this 1557-nucleotide messenger RNA. Lineage: Eukaryota; Metazoa; Chordata; Appendicularia; Copelata; Oikopleuridae. The record is from the annotation of a GenBank genome assembly.